GAUUGGCCGCUCCGAACAGCGGCGCGUUUCUUUCCUCUGCUGGAGCUGAACGGCUGAAAACUUUCAAAACAUUCCCACGGAGACGAGCUGGAGACGCUCUGCACUUCACUUUCGACUCGUUUAAGGAGAUUUUAAGCCUGUAAUGGGUUCUCAGUGGAUCCAGUGGAUCUGCUCUCCAGGAACAUGGAGCUUAUUCCUCCUGCUGAUCACUCUCUCACUGCUGUAUGGAUACUGGUCCAAACGUUUACUGAGAAGUUUAGGAAUUCCUGGACCAAAACCUCUUCCUUUCUUUGGAACCAUAUUUGAGUACAGGAAGGGUUUCCAUGGCUUUGAUAUGGAGUGCUUUAGAAAGUACGGCAGAGUUUGGGGUGUAUAUGACGUAAGGCAGCCUGUGAUCUGUGUUAUGGACAAAGACGUCAUUAAAGCCGUGCUGGUUAAAGAGUGCUACUCCCUCUUCACCAACAGACGAGAUUUUGCUUUGAAUGGUGAGCUGUACGAUGCCUUGACCGUCGUGCAUGACGAUGACUGGAAGAGAAUCCGGAGCGUUCUCUCUCCGUCCUUCACCAGCGGAAGACUGAAGGAGAUGUUCGGGAUCAUGAAGAUGCACUCCAGUACCUUAUUAAAGAACCUGCAGAAGAUUGCAGAACAAGGAGGAACAGUGGAAGUGAAAGAGGUGUUUGGACCGUACAGUAUGGACGUGGUGACCAGCACAGCCUUCAGCGUCGACAUCGACUCCCUUAACAACCCCAACGACCCUUUUGUGACCAACGUGAAGAAGCUGACUCUGAACUUCCUCAGCCCAGUCUUCCUCAUCGCUGCUCUCUUUCCCUUCACGAUGCCCCUGCUGGAGAAAAUGAACUUCACGUUUUUUCCGCCGGCAGUGACUGGUUUCUUUUUUGCUGCUCUGCAGAAGAUCAAGGCUGAUCGACAGGAUAAGGACCACAAGAGCCGAGUGGACUUCCUCCAGCUGAUGAUCGACUCUCAGAGAACAGAUACAGGAGAAGAUGGUAAACAGACAGACAAAGGUCUGAGUGACCAUGAGAUCCUGUCCCAGGCCAUGGUGUUCAUCUUCGCUGGGUAUGAGACGAGCAGCAGCACGCUGUCCUUCUUCUUCUACAACCUGGCCACCAACCCGGAGGUACUGAAGAAACUUCAGGAGGAGGUCGACCGAACUUUCCCCAAUGAGGGUCCAGUUCAGUAUGAUGCCCUGAUGAACCUGGACUAUCUGGAAGCCGCUCUGAAUGAAUCGAUGAGGUUGUACCCUGUCAUUCCUCGAGUUGAGAGACUUUGCAAGAAAACUGUGGAGAUCGGUGGUCUCACCAUCCCUAAAGGAACCGUCGUGGUGAUUCCCACUUAUGUCCUCCAUCGAGACCCUGAAUACUGGCCUGAUCCAGACACCUUAAUUCCUGAGAGGUUCACUAAGGAGAAUAAGGAGAGUAUAGACCCCUACAUGUUCAUGCCUUUCGGUGCUGGACCCAGGAACUGUAUCGGAAUGAGGUUUGCUCUUCUGGCCAUGAAGCUGGCCAUCGUAGAGACACUGCAGAGGUUCGAUGUCAGCGUUUGUGAUGGAACUCAGGUUCCUGUGGAGCUGGGUUCUUCUCCUCUGCUGACCCCUACAAAACCCAUCACGCUCAGAUUCACCCCUCGAACUGCGUCCCGCUACAGAAACACACACCACAACGGCUAAUUUACAACCUUGACAACUUCAGUUGUAAAUAUAGACUGUUUAAUAAUGAUUAAUAUACAUCAGUUUCAUUUAAUUAUAUUCAUUUUAUACUCAUUUUUAUAUUACCUCAGCAAUAAGUGUAUGAAUAUUACCUCAACUCUGUGAAGAUGCCUCCAGACCUCGGCAGUAAUGGAGUUUUAUUGAGUUUGUUUUCACUUGAAUCUCAUUGUUUUUGACUCUUUUUAUAAAAUUUUACUGAAUAACUGAAAAUAUUGAUGUCUGUAUAGACUCGGAUUAAUGUUGGACAUCAGUACUAAUCACAGGUGAGAGGUUCAGUAGCCAGUUGCAGCAGCUGAAUGUACAUUUGAUUGUAAGUUAGGGGGUAAGGGGGUUGCACAUUGUGACAACAACGAGUCUUAAUGAUAAAGCACACAUUUAAAAAGAUGGUUUUCAAGGGUUCUGUAAUAAAGAAAAAAGUUCUCUGUAGAACCAUGAACGCUUAAAGAACACUGCAUGAUUAAAGGGCUCUUUGCAUUGUGAGACACAUUGCUGUAGAGGCUUUUAUAAAGAACCUUUUUUGAAAAGCGUUCUAUAGAACACCAAAAAGAGUUGCGAUGUCAAGCUUGUAACAAUAGAAGAACCCUUUUUGGUGUUCUAUAGUGUACAAAGCCAGACUUUCCAAUCAUUUGAUGUUUGUUAAUCUUCAGAAAAACAGACUUAACAUGCUUAAAAGUCUUAACUGUACAAAAAACCUUCAUUCUGAAUGGCAGUUGAUGGAACCAGAUUUUUAAAGAGUAAAGUUGGAGCAUUUCUAUUGAUCCAUUCAUGAUGAAAUUUUAACCAUAGCAGCAGCCAAGCAACACAUUAGCAACCACUUGGUAUACCACAGCAACGGUCAAGCAACACCUUAGCAACCCCAUGGGAUACCAUUGCAUUGGCCAGGCAACACCUUAGCAACCACCUGGGAUACCAUAGCAGCAGCCAAGCAACACAAUAGCAACCACCUGGGAUACCAUAGCAAUGGCCAAGCAACACCUUAGCAACCACCUGGGAUAUCAUUGCAUUGGCCAAGCUUUACUUUAGUAACCAACAGGGAUAACAUAGCAUUGGCCAAGCAACACAAUAGCAACCUCCUGGGAUACCAUAGCAUUGGCCAGGUAAUACCUUAGCAACCACCUGGGAUACCAUAGCAAUGGCCAAGCAACACAUUA
Molecule: messenger RNA, 2877 nt
Organism: Colossoma macropomum (tambaqui)
Lineage: Eukaryota; Metazoa; Chordata; Actinopteri; Characiformes; Serrasalmidae
Product: cytochrome P450 3A27-like
Exons: 14
Coding region: 143-1687 (514 amino acids)
Molecular function (GO): steroid hydroxylase activity; iron ion binding; heme binding
Source: RefSeq, a predicted model, not a curated record